GCCCUUGUUAUCAGAGAAAAGCUUGUGGCUUUGUAUGAAUCAGAACAGGACUGGUCAAGAGCUGCCCAGAUGUUGAGUGGCAUUGAUCUCGACUCUGGCGUGAGGUAUAAUAGUGAGGGGAGAGCACCAAAACCGGCUAGAUCUCGUCAGAACAGGAAUGGUCAAGAGCUGUUCGAAAUAA
Molecule: messenger RNA, 181 nt
Organism: Eruca vesicaria subsp. sativa (arugula)
Lineage: Eukaryota; Viridiplantae; Streptophyta; Magnoliopsida; Brassicales; Brassicaceae
Source: the annotation of a GenBank genome assembly